This is a messenger RNA of Pogoniulus pusillus (Red-fronted tinkerbird), 3625 nucleotides long. It is a transcript of the gene RALBP1, whose product is annotated as ralA binding protein 1. NCBI's taxonomy places the organism in Eukaryota, Metazoa, Chordata, Aves, Piciformes, Lybiidae. Gene Ontology annotation, cellular component: membrane. The record is from RefSeq and is a predicted model, not a curated record. Gene Ontology annotation, biological process: positive regulation of GTPase activity; small GTPase-mediated signal transduction; endocytosis. Gene Ontology annotation, molecular function: GTPase activator activity; small GTPase binding. The coding region runs from base 200 to 2176 and encodes 658 amino acids. The transcript is spliced from 10 exons.
UCCUCGCGAGCCUGGGCGCGGCGGCGGCGGGAUGUGGCGCGCGGCGGGGCCCCGCCCGCGCGGCUGAGGCGGAGUCGUUGCCGUUGCCGUUGCCGUUACGCCGAGCGGGACCCGGCGGUUAGUGCGGGCCGGGAGCGGAGAGUCCUCUGGUGUGAUGGACAGGUAGCAGAAGGUUUCACUUGGCUAACAGGGACCCAGAAUGACCGAGUGCUUCCUGCCUCCCACCAGCAGCCCCAGCGAGCACCGCCGGGUGGAGCACAGCGGGGGGCUGGCUCGUACUCCCAGCUCUGAAGAAAUCAGUCCUACCAAAUUCCCUGGGUUGUACCGCACCGGUGAGCCUUCGCCACCUCACGACAGCCUGCAUGAGCCUCCCGAUAUAAUAUCUGAUGAUGAAAAGGAGCACGGGAAGAAGAAAGGAAAAUUUAAGAAGAAAGAAAAAAGAACGGAAGGUUACGCUGCCUUUCAAGAGGACAGUUCCGGCGAUGAAGCCGAGAGCCCCUCCAAGCUGAAGCGGUCCAAGGGGAUACAUGUCUUCAAGAAACCCAGUUUCUCCAAAAAAAAGGAAAAGGAUUUCAAAGUAAAAGAGAAACCCAAAGAUGAAAAACACAAGGAGGACAAACACAAGGAGGACAAACACAAAGAGAAGAAGUCGAAAGACUUAACGGCAGCAGACGUGGUAAAACAGUGGAAAGAGAAGAAGAAAAAGAAGAAGCCCAUUCAGGAGGCAGAGAUACCUCAGGUGGAGGUCCCGAGCCACAGGCCUGUGUUCGGCAUCCCCCUGUCGGACGCGGUGGACAGGACCAUGCUGUACGACGGCGUCCGCCUGCCUGCCGUCUUCCGGGAGUGCAUCGACUACGUGGAGAAGUACGGCAUGAAGUGCGAGGGCAUCUACAGGGUCUCAGGCAUCAAAUCAAAAGUGGACGAGCUGAAAGCAGCCUACGAUCGAGAGGAAUCUCCCAACCUGGAGGAAUAUGAGCCCAACACAGUAGCCAGCUUGCUGAAGCAGUACCUGCGAGAGCUGCCUGAGAACCUGCUGACCAAAGAGCUCAUGCCCCGCUUUGAAGACGCUUGCGGGAAGAGCACAGAAGCUGAGAAAGUUCAGGAGUGCCAGAGGCUGCUGAAGGAGCUGCCAGAGUGCAACCACCUCCUCAUUUCUUGGCUGAUUGUGCACAUGGACCACGUUAUUGCCAAGGAACUGGAAACAAAAAUGAACAUCCAGAAUAUUUCUAUAGUGCUCAGCCCCACUGUCCAGAUCAGUAACCGUGUCCUGUAUGUGUUUUUCACACACGUCCAAGAGUUCUUUGGGAACAUCACCCUGAAGCAGGUGACAAAACCUCUUCGCUGGUCGAACAUGGCAACAAUGCCAGCACUUCCAGAAACACAGGAGAGCAUCAAGGAAGAAAUCAGGAGACAGGAAUUCCUCCUGAACUGUUUACACAGAGACUUGCAGGCAGGGAUAAAAGACCUAUCCAAAGAAGAGAGACUCUGGGAGGUGCAAAGAAUUUUAACAGCUCUUAAGAGGAAACUAAGGGAAGCAAAGAGACAGGAGUGUGAGACCAAGAUUGCACAGGAGAUCGCUAGCCUUUCCAAGGAGGAUGUCUCCAAAGAGGAAAUGAAUGAGAAUGAAGAAGUCAUCAACAUUCUGCUGGCACAGGAGAACGAGAUUUUAACGGAGCAGGAAGAGCUGCUGGCCAUGGAGCAGUUCCUCCGGAGACAGAUUGCCUCGGAGAAGGAGGAGAUCGACCGGCUCCGAGCUGAAAUAGCUGAAAUACAAAGUCGCCAGCAGCACGGCCGGAGUGAAACCGAGGAGUAUUCUUCUGAGAGCGAAAGCGAGAGUGAAGAUGAGGAGGAACUGCAGGUCAUUCUGGAGGAUCUGCAGAGGCAGAAUGAGGACCUAGAGAUAAAGAACAACCACCUGAACCAAGCGAUCCACGAGGAGCGUGAGGCCAUCAUCGAGCUGCGGGUGCAGCUUCGCCUGCUGCAGCAAGCGAAAUCGGAGCAGCAGGUGCAGGAAGAAGAGGAGCCAGAAAAACGUGGGGGUGGUCCUCAGCAGCAGCAACAGCAGCAAAGAGACACUGUCCUGGAGACAAAAGCAGCCAAAGAGCAGCCAAAAGCAAGCAAGGAGCAGCAGGUGAAGCCAUCGCCGAGCAAAGACAGGAAGGAAACUCCGAUUUGAUCUGGCUCCUCAAACAUGCAUUAAACAAAGCAAACUGUGCGAAUUACUGUACCGGGAGGCAGAGUGCACAAAAGGAAUUGCUGGCUGUGUGCAUUCUGUAAAGGAACCUUGCUUUUUGAGCCCUGGAGAGUGCUGUCUCCCACGCUUGUGGCUUCUACUCAUCAGGCUCAGGUGAGUCUGGAGAGGCCAGAAGAGUUUUCCAGUUAGUAACGGAUUCUUUCCAUUCUGGUUUCCUUCAGGUGAUUUGAAAUACUUCAGUAGCCCUUUUAUUUGAAACCAGAAUCAUUUUCCUUCCAUUCUUUGGAGCACAAUUGGAAGAAGAGCUCAGUAAAUUAAAAAAAAAGCCCACCCACACCUCCUAAUUAUUUGCCUUGUGGAUCUCUUCAUCCUCAUUCACCAUUCUUUCUGCUUCUUAACCUUGUCACUUCUUGCUUGUGCCUUUUGAUACCUUUUUGAUGCAGAUUAUAUAUACAAGGGAGCUUUAAAUUGAUUCUGGGUUGGCUGAGAAGGUGGGAGACUGGGGGCUUUGACCCCAACAUGCCCUUAAGCUUCGUUAUUUUUGUGUUCUGAGAUGUACUGAAUAAAUGUAAACCACUUGAGAGAUGUUAUUUAUGUCCCUGUACCACAGAAAUGUUCAGCGAGAGCGCUUUGGUGUCUUCUGGCACCAUAGGUGAGCCAUGAAGUCAUUUAUAAACCACCCUCAUCAACUCACCCCCAGUGUCCGUGCUGCUGCUUCCUCCAGUGUUGGUGAGUCCCUCGGAGAAAGCCCCCAGGGGUGCUUCAGGCAGCGGUAGGGAGGGGUUGUGUUGCUUCAGCCCUGCCUGCCCAAGCAAUACAGCCUUUCCCUCUGCAGAAAUGCACCGGGACCUUUCCAAACCAGCCUGAGGAACAGCACCAAGGAGCGGGGUUGGGGUUCGCCCGCAGCCCACCCUCCUCCCCUUGGCACUUGCUCUCGGGGUUGGCCGUUUCUGCCCAGCGCCAAGCCUGCAGCCAGGCUGAGGGAGAGGCUGGCUGCUCUUCCAGCCUCCCACCCGGCCAGCAGCUCCCCCAGGCGGCUGCGUUCUCCCUUCCUGCCCUCUCUCCAUUGCACUGCCGCGCCUCGUUGGCCAUGACCUGGGUUUGUACAGCCGCUGCUUUGAUACGCGAAGAGAAACCAGCACAGUAUUUUUGUAACAUUUGAGGACAAAAAAAAAGAGUUUAUAAAGACAAAACUGCGUCAGCUGGAUGUGACAUUCUCCUCCCUCACCCUCCUUACGCACAUUUUGUAUUUGCUGGCAAUAGUCCAACCUCUUUUCUGGCUUUGAUGAGUUAAUUCACACUAAAAUUCCUGGUGGACCGGCACGGAUUUUUCUUUUCUCUAAUGGUCUUCAGAUUCUCUCUCUCAGUUAACUUUUAUUUUGUUAGGAUUGUAUUUAUCAAGCCAAUAAAUUCAACAACAGCCAUUUGAAA